AUGUCGACCCAAAACAGAACAAUCGUGCUCGACGGUAAGGGCCACAUUCUUGGUCGUCUUGCUGCCAACGUUUCAAAGGAAAUCUUGGCUGGAAAGAAGGUUGUUGUCGUCAGAUGUGAAGAACUCCUCUUGCAAGGAAAGAUGAAGAGAAACAAGGUUGCCUAUGAAUCAUACUUGAGAAAGAGAAUGAACACCAACCCAAGAAAGGGUCCAUUCCACCACAGAGCUCCAUCUCAACAUCUCUUCAAGGUCAUUAGAGCUAUGGUCCCAAGAAAGACUGAAAGAGGAAGAGAAGCUUUGGCCAGAUUGGAACUCUACGAUGGUGUCCCAUCUCAAUACAACCAAGUUAAGAGACACGUCUGCCCAGCUGCUCUCGCUGUUACCAUCCUCAAGCCAUCUUCUCCUGUUACAAGACUCGGAGAUUUGUUGAAGAGAAUGGGUUGGAAGUAUCACGAUGUUGUUGUUAAGUUCGAAGAGCAAAGAAAGCAACAAAACCAACAAUAUGUUUCUGAAGUGAAGGCCCUCGAUAAACUCAAGGCUGAAGCUGUCUCUCAAUUGAGUGGAAACACUGAAUUCCAAAAUGUUGUGAAGAAGUUGGCUGAAUUAGGCUAUUAA
This is a messenger RNA of Naegleria lovaniensis, 615 nucleotides long. RefSeq lists its product as uncharacterized. Gene Ontology annotation, molecular function: mRNA binding; structural constituent of ribosome. Bases 1 to 615 code for a protein of 204 amino acids. Lineage: Eukaryota; Heterolobosea; Eutetramitea; Acrasida; Naegleriidae. Gene Ontology annotation, cellular component: cytosolic large ribosomal subunit; ribosome. The transcript has a single exon. The record is from RefSeq and is a predicted model, not a curated record. Gene Ontology annotation, biological process: negative regulation of translation; translation.